Messenger RNA from Saccoglossus kowalevskii, 1113 nucleotides. RefSeq names its product sulfatase-modifying factor 1-like. Lineage: Eukaryota; Metazoa; Hemichordata; Enteropneusta; Harrimaniidae. The record is from RefSeq and is a predicted model, not a curated record.
AUGGCAACACUGUAUGUGAACUGGAGUUUAUUUUGGAUACGUUUAGUAAUAUGUGUUAUACAGUUUUAUAAGGUCCUAAGUGAUGGACCCCCAGUAACAAUGGUAUCAGUACCCGACGGCUUCUUUGAAAUGGGGUCACAGUUAUUAGACGACGACAGUCACGCAACUUUAGUGCACACGAUCUUCAUAUCCUCGUUCCUGAUGUCAGAAACCGAAGUAACAAACAAUGCAUAUGUGACUUUUUUGAACGAGGCCAUGACGGCCGAUAACAUUAAAGUCGAAACAAGAGACGGUUCAAGUUCAGAUGAUACCACAGAUGAAGUCGUUGUUGGUAAAUUUGGUGGAUUUAAUCCAAGGAAAGUUUAUAUCGAAUUGUCAGGCACAAACCAAUCAGAAGAGCAUCCAAGUAACCGCUGUUGGAUACAGUAUGAUGCUGAGAAAAGACUUUUCUCGCUACUAAACGAGACAUUAGCUUCAUGGCCAGUAACGUUUGUCACCUGGUAUGGAGCAGAUGCCUUCGCAAAGUUCUACAACUACAGUCUCCCAACUGAAGCAGAAUGGGAAUUUGCAGCAAAAGGAGGAGAUAGAGAACUUCCUUUUGGAUCAAAAAAUGGUGAGCUGAAUCCAGAUGUAAUCAAUUUUGCAGAAUCUAAUUAUGGUCAUCCCAUCAAUGUUAAACACUUUGCAUCCAAUCCAAACAAGUUGUAUCAUAUCAGUGGCAAUGUAUGGGAGUGGGUACUGGACUGGUUCUGUCAAGACUUUUACGCAGCUUCCACAACAAUGAAUCCUUAUCAACACAUUGGGUUUGACAGCAUUAACAUGGAUCCAGAUGUGACUAGUGGAUUCAUAAAAGACACAAAAGUCAUUCGAGGAGGUUCAUGGAAAUCAACUCGGGGUAGUGAUGAGUUAUACACAUCAUACAGAGGAAGACGUUAUCCAGGACAUGCUAGUAGUGUUGUUGGUUUCCGCGUAGUUCAGCGAACGUCACUGCUAAGGACUUCAAGGAGAGCUAUUUCAGAGUACUGUGAACCAAAAGCAGGGAAUUGCGGUAACAUGCAAUCGUUUCAAAUGUUAGUGAAUUUAGUAGCACUGCUCACCUUUAACUUAAUUUGA